AAGUUGUUAGCCAAGUUCCAAGCAAGAUCUCCAUGCCCAAACCUUCCUCCCCUCUAUAAAUACCCUCUUCCCUCUACCAUUUUCCAUCACUUUUCCUCAAAUUCCCACCAUUUUCACUCCUCAAUAUCCCUGCCAUUCCCUAAUCCUAUCACAAUUUCUGCCACAAGAAGCAAAAACAGAGAAAAUGGCCACUAAAACUCUAGAGUUUUCAGUAACUGUGAGUGAACCAGUGCUAGUAACUCCAUCAAGACCAACACCUUAUGAAAUCAAGCCUUUAUCUGACAUCGAUGACCAAGAAGGCUUUCGUUUCCAAAUUCCAGUGGUCCAGUUCUAUCGUAAGGACCCCCAAAUGGAUGGUCGAGAUCCCGCAAGAGUGGUGAGGGAUGCGUUGUCUGAGGCGUUGGUCUAUUACUAUCCUUUUGCUGGGAGGUUGAGAGAGGGGGAGAACAGGAAGUUGAGUGUGGAGUGCAGUGGAGAGGGGGUUUUGUUUGUGGAAGGGGAUGCCGAUGUGAGUUUGGAGGAGUUUGGGGAUGCUCUUCAGCCUCCUUUUCCUUGUUGGGAGAAGCUCUUGAUUCAUGUGCCUGGUUCCGAUGGCGUCAUAGGAUGCCCAUUGCUCUUCAUUCAGGUAACCCGCCUUCGUUGUGGGGGCUUCAUCUUUGCCCUGCGUCUCAACCACACAAUGAGUGAUGCAUCUGGCCUUGUCCAAUUCAUGAACGGGGUUGGCGAGCUUGCGCGCGGUCUCCCCCGCCCCUCCAUCUUCCCCGUUUGGCAGCGCCACCUCCUCAAUGCCCGCAACCCUCCAUGUGUCACCUAUGCCCACAGGGAAUACGACCAAGUCCCCGAUACCAACAAUACCCUCAUGCCCCUUGAUGACAUGGCCCACCGCUCCUUCUUCUUCGGCCCUUCUGAGGCUGCAGCCCUGCGUUCCCAACUCCCCCCUCAUUUGGCCAAGGCCUCUACCUUUGACCUCCUUGCUGCCUGUCUAUGGAAGUGUCGCACUACGGCACUUACCAUGAACAAUGAUGAAGAUGUGCGAUUGGUGUGUAUUGUGAACGCACGGUCGAAGUUCAGGCCACCACUGCCCCAAGGUUAUUAUGGGAAUGCAUUUGCGUUACCUAUCGCCGUGAGCAAGGCAGGAAGCCUGAGGAGGAACCCAUUUGGAUAUGCAGUGGAGCUUGUAAGAAAGGCAAAGGAGGAGGUCACUGAUGAGUACAUGAGGUCAGUGGCCGACUUGAUGGUGACGAAGGGUAGGCCACAUUUUACAGUAGUGAACACUUUUUUGGUUUCAGAUAUAAGGAGGGCGGGGUUCGGAGAGGUCGAUUUUGGGUGGGGGAAAGCAGUUUACGGGGGGGCCGCCAAGGGUGGGGUGGGAGCAAUUCCUGGGGUUGCAAGUUUUUUCAUUGCAUUUAAAAAUGGGGAUGGGGUAGAUGGGACUGUGAUUCCGAUCUGCUUGCCUGAGGCUGCGAUGCCCAGGUUCACUAGAGAGGUUAAGAGAAUGGUGAGCGGCGGUGGCAAGACUAAAGAGGUAACAAGGGAGGAGCCUCCUUUCAUUUACUCUGCACUGUGAAUACAAAUGAGGAAACGGUUUGUUAGUUGUGAGCCAAAUCAGAUGCCAUGUAAAUGUGAAUGGAUUUUGUGUGAGACGAGUAUGUUUAGAUUUGAACAACUUUUUAGGGGUUUUUGUACUUGCCAAAUACUUUGUGCAUCAAUUGUGCCUCCAUAGUUUAAACUUCAAGGGCUUGUAGUUUCAAAAAUAAAAACCUUUAAAGGCUUGUUUGGAUGUACUCCUUAGCAUUGAUAACUUACUGUUUCAAUAAAAUUAAUCAUUAUAAUAAA
This is a messenger RNA of Amborella trichopoda, 1836 nucleotides long. RefSeq names its product benzyl alcohol O-benzoyltransferase. Lineage: Eukaryota; Viridiplantae; Streptophyta; Magnoliopsida; Amborellales; Amborellaceae. The record is from RefSeq and is a predicted model, not a curated record.